UUGGUGGGGUGUAUCGGCAAUAAAGGAAGUGAACAUGCCGUAUGUUGGAAUUUGGACGAUGACGGCUUAGAGGUCAAGAUCAUUAAGCCUAUAAAAAAAGAGAAAUGCACAAUCGUGUCACAAGAGGGUGAUGUCCUGGAUCAGUUCUAUCGACUGACGAAUAAAGAUGGCAAAGAAAUUGGAAGUAACUUCGGCAAAAAGCCAUACACAUUCACGUUAGGAAGAGGACAAGUGAUUCCGGGGAUGGAUCGAGCCAUGACUGGCAUGUGCAUUGGUGAAAAACGCAAAAUCGUCAUACCGGGUCAUCUUGGCUUCGGUGACUCUGGACGAGGAAGGGACAAUAUCGAGAAGGACCAGACGUUGUACUACACUGUGCAGCUGGUGGAUCUGUUCAGAGCGGUUCCUGGCAAGAAGUGGGAGACUGACGAGGGAAUCAUCAUCGAGGUGACGCACAAAAUAGACGAGGAUAAAUGUCGCAAAGCGGAGACUGGAGACACCAUUCACCAACAAUACAUCCUUCAUCUCGAGGAUGGUACAUUUGUGGACUCGUCGUUUUCCCGCAAUGCUCCUUUCAUUUUCCAGCUUAACAGAGGAAAAGUGAUCAAAGGCAUGGAUAUCGCAAUGACUGGCAUGUGCGAAGGUGAACGUCGUAAAGUGAUCAUUCCCUCGGAAUACGGUUAUGGCGAUGAUGGACGACCACCCCAGAUUCCUGGAAAGGCACGACUUUACUUCGACAUCACACUGGAGAAGCUCAUAAAAAAGGAUGAGCUAUGA
Molecule: messenger RNA, 774 nt
Organism: Angiostrongylus costaricensis
Lineage: Eukaryota; Metazoa; Nematoda; Chromadorea; Rhabditida; Metastrongylidae
Source: the annotation of a GenBank genome assembly